AUGGUAGCUAUCGCAAAUGACAAGAAGGCCACUACCGGUGGCGUCGUGGCAGCGCGUCUGCUGGGCUCUACGUGCUCUGGUCUAUGCGAACUUAUGAUUUUCCACCCCGUGGAUACGAUUGCCAAGCGUCUCAUGACCAACAAGGAGGCUAUGCACGGCGUCGCGGGCAUCAACAAGGUCAUUUUCCGUGACGCGUACGAGAAGCCCGUGUUCGCGCGCUACCGCUCGCUGUUCCCCGGUCUGGGCUUCGCCGCCGGCUACAAAGAGCCACGCAUCCUUCUUCGAGCACACGUUCGGUGA
Messenger RNA from Phytophthora infestans T30-4, 300 nucleotides. Its product is annotated as Mitochondrial Carrier (MC) Family. Bases 1 to 300 code for a protein of 99 amino acids. Gene Ontology annotation, cellular component: mitochondrion. The record is from RefSeq and is a predicted model, not a curated record. The transcript has 2 exons. NCBI's taxonomy places the organism in Eukaryota, Oomycota, Peronosporomycetes, Peronosporales, Peronosporaceae. Gene Ontology annotation, molecular function: guanine nucleotide transmembrane transporter activity.